Formica exsecta is the source of this 14456-nucleotide messenger RNA. Its product is annotated as ras-specific guanine nucleotide-releasing factor 2-like. The record is from RefSeq and is a predicted model, not a curated record. Bases 2230 to 6741 code for a protein of 1503 amino acids. Gene Ontology annotation, biological process: Ras protein signal transduction; positive regulation of GTPase activity. Gene Ontology annotation, molecular function: guanyl-nucleotide exchange factor activity; protein binding. Gene Ontology annotation, cellular component: plasma membrane. NCBI's taxonomy places the organism in Eukaryota, Metazoa, Arthropoda, Insecta, Hymenoptera, Formicidae. The transcript has 25 exons.
AUAUCGAUAGUUUGGUAGAGAGAUUGAGAGAGAGAGAGAGAGAGGAGAGAAAGAAAGAAAGAGAGGGUGAUAGUUAUACGACAUGCGGUCUUGAGAGUAGGCACGAACAGGUGGCGAGGCGAGAUCACUCGCCGGAAGACAGCGGAAGCUGGCGAAAGAGAGGGUGGAUGAGAAGGUGAGAGGAGGCAAAUGACGCGUGCGACGAAAUACGCACGCAGGAGUAACAGGUAUUGUGAAAAAGAUAUGAGAUGUUUUGAACUUUCUUCCAUCUUCUUCUUCCUCUUCUUUUUCUCUCCUCGAUUCUUCUCUAUUGAAAUUUUGGAAGUUACUGACCAUUUUUAUAGAAGAAAACAAGAAUGAUGAUCUCCUCUCUUUUCCAUUUUUCUGGAAAAUUCGUGUCCUGAAAGAUUCUCUUGUGCUUAUCGUCACUUUCCUCCCCUGUUUCAUUUCUCUUGCUAAAUAAUUGUCUUGGAUCUUUGUCGAUAUUUUCGAAGAAUCGAUGAUUUUUUUUUUCUUUAGAUGUUGAUGUUGCAAUACCUUUUGCGAAUGCAAAUAGUAGGAGAGAGCGAAUUCAAAUUAUACAAAAGCAUGAGUUGCAUUUUUCUCCUCUUAUUCUCAUUUCGAGAUUAAAUGAUUGACAAUUUUUUCCAAUAAUUUCGCAGCGAAUAUAAAAGCAUAAUAAUUACAAUUUUAACAACAAAUAUCAUGAAACAAUAAAUGGAGUAAUUAAAUACAAAAUUGGAAAAUGCGAAUAUUUUUAAAACGAUGCAUCUGUGUAGCGAGCGUUUAAAAAAUGGAUCGUAUCACUAGGCGUAUCGGAAAACUCCCAGACCUAUGCGUAGCUCACAAGCUUUAAAUAAAAAAUCAUAUAACGCAGCAUACAAAUAUUUCUUGGAAAUAGAUUGCAAAUCUUUUUCUAUUUCAAUUAUUUUAACGAUACGAAUGUACUUAUAAACUGUAAAACAUUGACUAUUUUUAAUUAAUUGUCGAGCUAUAUAUUAAUAUUUUUGAUUAUCGGGGAUAUUUUAUUCAUAUUACAAAUUGUACAACGCAUAAAAAACGAUAAUACAAUAUAAUAUUUUUUAUUAAUGUGUUUCGAGACGUUUCACACACAGAGACAAUCUUUUUUGUCAAAAACCACGAAUUAAUUUUACUUUAUUUUAAUAUAAUAUAAUUGAUGAAUUAAUGCGAGAAUAAAGAUUAAUAUGUGAUAUUUAGAUACGUAUAGAAAGCGUCAAAGUUGCAUUCGCAAUCAAUUUGAUUGAGAGCAAUCGAAACGGAAGAUGGCUAUUAGAUUCGCGCUUUCAUGAAAGUUAAAACUCGAGAAUAUCGAUUUUAAUCGUAAAUAGAUUAACAUCUUAUUUCCGCGAGAUUAGCGUGUACCAUCGCUUCAAUUUUCUACUUUUAGCAGAGUUAGCGUUCGUUUUUAUGAACUGGAAACGACUUACAAAACAAAUAAUUCCAAAUAAUAAUAUGAACAAAAGGAUAAAGUAAAAAUUAAUCAAUAGAUAUCGAAAGUUAGCGACGUCGAGAUUUCGAAUUAAUGCGAGUUAGAAAAUCAGCUCUGAUUUCAUAUCGUUUUGAUUCAAUUACCGUGAUACGAAAUUAUUGCACCGAUGCGUGCUAGCAUAUUUAUGUAAAUAUAUCGCGGAAUACCGUAUGGCAAAUUUUCGUUGUGUAUUCGGGGAUGUGAAUGAUUCCGGUUAUGUUGAAUCGGCUCGAUAAUAAUAUUUACUCAAUUAAUGAUUCAUCUGAUUUAUAGGAGUUAACGUUAUCGGAGCGUUUCCUCGUUGAAGCUCAAUAACAUGUCAUUGCGAAAAUAAACAUCUGGAUCGGACAUCAAUAUAUUUUUAGAACGAUAUAUAUAUGUACAUAUUAUCAAAUAUCAAUAUCUGUCAAAAAGAUUUAUCUCUGUCAAUCGCGAAUCGGUGGCUACUGAAGGAGAUUGAAGCUAUAACAAUUUUAUUAAUAUAUAUCCCCUCGACAGCUGUGUUACUUAUCAAAGAAAUCUUCUUUCACGUUGGCAGAUGCUACGGCUUUCGAUAAAUCCACGGAAAAGCUGGCGUCUUCAAAACCGAUCGAUAUACAUCCUUGACACUUAACUUUAGCACACAAGGUGUUAUUUUCUACACUAUUGGAACCUAAACAAGGUAAUCUGGACAAUCAAUCACCGCUGUGAAGAUCAACGUGAGAGAGAGAGAAGCAUCCUUCUGUUAACGACCUGUGAUCAUGCUCAGUCCCAAGAUGCAAAAAACUGUGAGGGUAAAUGACGCUCAACUAGUCAUGCUUUCGGAGAAAGCCCAUUACGAUCAUUCGCUAUCGGGAUAUUUGCACAAGCGGACAGCUGACUCUACUAAAUGGCAACAACGAUGGUUCGUUCUCUACCAGAAUUUACUAUUCUAUUACGAGAGCGAAAACUGUUCACGACCCAGUGGCGUCGUUAUGCUGGAGGGCUGCUAUUGCGAUCGACUCAUCACCGCCAAAGGCAAAGAGCCGGAUAAACAGCACUGUUUCGCGAUAUCGUACAGGAGAGAGAACCAACGGCAAUACGAGCUAAAAGCGGCCACAGAGACGGACUGCAAAACAUGGAUCGAUGCAAUACGAGAAGCUAGCUUCAACAAAUUGUUGCUGCAAAAAGAGGAGCUCGAACAGAAGCACCUGCACCUGUUGCAAAUCGUCGAGAGCGAGAAAACGGCUAAGUGGCAGUACACUCAGCAAUGUGAAGAAUUGGCGUCGGAAAUAAAAAAGCUCCGAGCGGAGUUGUGCGCCCUGAAAAAGGAGCUAAGGCCCUCCAUAGCGCCGGUAUUUCAUACUCGACCGGGGGUUCAAAGAACUAUGUCCCAAGGUACUGGAAGUUUAUACAGCGGAACCCAAUAUUUCGGCGGUGUUCACGACGGAUUCAUGUACGCAGAAGUGCCCGGAUUACAAGGUAUCACGGAGGGCUCUAUUGAAAUGCAGAAAAUCAAGAAAGUCCAAAGCUUUUUCAGGGGCUGGCUGUGCCGUCGACGUUGGAAACAGAUCGUUGAACAAUAUAUCAAGAGUCCACAUGCCGAAAGCAUGCGCAAGCGAAACAGUCUGGUAUUUCAAAUGGUGGAGGCCGAGGAGGAGUACACGGAGCAGAUGGAGGUUUUAGUAAGCUGUUUUCUGAGGCCUUUCAAGAUGGCUGCCAGUUCAAAGAAACCCCCAUGUAGUCACGAGGACGUGAAUAGCAUAUUUUUGAAUAGCGAGACCGUGCUGUUUCUUCACCAGAUCUUCCUGAAGGGUCUUACUUCUCGUAUGGAGAGCUGGCCCACUUUAGUUUUAGGUGACUUGUUCGACAUGCUGCUACCGAUGUUAUCGAUAUAUCAAGAGUACGUGCGUAAUCACCACUAUAGCCUUCAAGUGUUGACUGAGUGCAAGCAAUCGUCACCCCCGUUCGUAGCAUUGCUCAAUAGGUUGGAGAACAAGACUGCCUGCCACGGACGAUCCCUGGAGAUCUUUCUAACGUAUCCCAUGCAUCAGAUUCCAAGGUACAUUAUUACUUUGCACGAGUUAUUGGCGCACACGCCAUACGAUCACGUGGAACGUAAGAGCCUUCAGAAUGCCAGGCAACAGCUGGAGGAUCUCUCAAGACAAAUGCAUGACGAGGUCAGCGAAACUGAGAAUCUAAGGAAGAAUCUAGCUGUUGAGCGGAUGAUCGUCGAAGGAUGCGAUAUUUUGCUGGAUGUCAAUCAAGUGUUCGUACGACAGGGUACGCUCGUACAACUCGUAGACAAACCGCGCGGUGCGCGAAGCAGAUUAAGCGCUACUUUUGGCAGCAAAUCCUCUAGCGACAAGGAAAUUUCCAGACUGUGCUUUCUCUUCUCAAAUCAUCUGUUGCUUACGACGCGUCAGUCCGAUGACGACGGCCGCUUAAAUCUGGUCCCGCAAAUCGGCAAGGUACCUCUUUCCGACGCGGUGCUGAUUGAAGAUCCGAGCGACCAGGGUGCCGUGGAUGACGAUGGAUUGUCAGUAUGUUCGAUGUCAAGCGGCAUUAGCGAGAGUAGCGGAAGCGGCAGCGGUGGCGCGACUUCGCAAUUGCAGAAUCGCGACUUCAAGAUCUUACUCGAUGUAAAAUCCGGUGGAUCGCAGGUGACCGUUCAUCUCGUGGCGCCUACUAUACAGGAAAAAGCAGCGUGGGUCAGCGAUAUUAGCCAGUGCAUGGACAACGUUCGCUUUAACGAUCUGCUCCACGGAUCGUUGUCGGACACCAGUUCCGUCACGAUGCCGCAGUCCAUCCGGAACGAUCCGAAGCUGUUCAAGGACGACGUGGACAUCAGGUUCAGUCGUACUUUGAACUCUUGCAAGAUACCGCAGAUCCGUUCCGCGACGCCGGAACGUCUAUUGCAACGAUUGACCGACCUCAGGUUUCUCAGUAUCGAUUUUCUCAAUACAUUUCUGCUGACGUACCGGGUGUUCACCGAUGGUGUCACAGUAUUGGAGGCCCUCAAGAAAGUUUUUUACGAAGCUGAGCCGCCUGACGCGCAAAUGCCGACUGGAUCCCUCAUGUCCUUAGAUGUGUUAGGAGCAAAUUCGAGCGAAAUACAAUUGCAUUCAGAAGAACGAAGAAGAAGUAGCUUUUCACCGAGACGAACUAGUGGCGCAAGUUCUGUAUCAGGAUACGGAUCGGAAGUGAGCGAUAGCCGUGAUGCGAAGUCGCAUAGCUCCUUUGAUGCUAAUACAGGUGGACAUAAUUCAAAAAGUUACUGGCGAUCUGGUUAUAAGAAGUUGGAAGAAGAACAACCGCUCGGACUGAUUUCCGAGAUGCCGAUUAUAAAACGUAGUCCAACGUCGCAAGCAUCCAGUCCGUCUAGCGCGCAAUCUCCGGUCACGCCGCGAAAAGUCAGCAUUCGCGUAGAUAACAAGGAUGCUGAGAACAACGGAUGUCACCUGACGAUACCGAAAGUAAUAGCAGUGUCGUCUAGCUCCGAGACACUCACAGAUGUUACAGUGAUUAGUGCACCGUCCUCACCUAGUAACUUGAGCUCUGUAACGCUGGUUGGUUCGAUAGAAUCCGGAUCUGGAUCCGGAUCGGAUCCAAGUCCCCAAGAGGGAGGGGGUACUUACUCACGUCGUGUCUCAGAAAUUGAUACACCUGUCGCAAUGGAAGAGGAUACAAGAGAAGUACAAUUUACUUAUGACGACAUACCACAAACAUCACACUCAGCCGAAUCUGCCAAACCGGAUACGCCAAGGAAAACGCCUACUUCUCCGCCGAGCAAGGAAACGAAAACGAGUAAAGAGGAGCAAUCUACGCCGAGCGACGACGAAAGUGUAUGCUCUUUUAAACAAUUGACGCAGCAGAAUCAGCAACAGCAAUAUCCGGAACAUAGGGCAUCGAUCGCUUCUGCUCCAUCGGGCACCACAAGGAGCGGCUCGAUCUCCACCAUAACUGGAAAUUAUUGGGCAAGUAGACGAUCGAUGCAUGAGGAGGUCUCUUCGCAGCAUAGCAAUUUUCAGCACGAUGUUCAGCAAGUGUCCAGCAAAGCCGGUGUGGUAAUAACUAGCUUCCGCCAGAGUCAUCGAAGCAUUGGACCUGAACCUAUCUGGAGUAGCACGUCUACCGCGGCGACCGCAUUUGCCAUCGCGACCUCUGCUUCGAGCAAUCCACCGGACAAAGGACCCAUGAGUGACGGGAAUAAUCGUAACCGGGACAAAAAUAGGAGGAAGGAAUCGGUGAUGUCGACCGCCGCGACGAUGAGAGUACUGAACGUUCUGAGACAUUGGGUAUCCAAGCAUGCCCAGGAUUUCGAGAUGGAUCAGAAAUUAAAAAAUCUGACCAUCGAGUUUUUGGAGGACAUCAAUUACAGCCCGAAUCUGUUGCCGGCUGAACACAAGGCGGCCAGUCAACUGCUGAGACUAAUCACCAAGGAAGAAUCCGACACCAAUAAAGUCGAUCUAAAGAAAUUAUUAACUCCGCCAUCAAUUCAGAGUAAGGAGAGCAUCGAGACGCUGUCUGCGCUCGAAAUCGCGGAACAGAUGACAUAUCUGGAUUAUCAGAUAUUCGUCUCUAUCACCAGCGAGGAGUUUCUUGGACAAGCGUGGAUGAAGACGGAUAAGGCAACUCGGGCGCCUCAUAUCCUUCUUAUGACGAAACGAUUCAACGAGGUGUCGCAAUUAGUCGUUUCCGAAAUUAUUCGUCGUUCCAACAUGUCAGCCAGAGUUGCAGCUAUCGAGAAAUGGACCGCGGUUGCUGAUAUCAACAGGGUUUUACAUAAUUACAAUGGCGUGCUGCAGAUUUGCGCAGCGUUCACGAACAGCAGCGUGUACAGGCUGAAGAAAACCUGGGAGAAAGUUCCCAAAACGACAAAGCAGACGAUAGACAGGCUACAACAUAUCGUCUCAUCCGAUGGUCGCUUCAGAAAUUUGCGAGACGCUUUACAUCGAUGUGAUCCACCUUGUAUCCCUUACUUAGGAAUUUACCUCACCGAUCUCUCAUUUAUCGAGGAAGGUACUCCAAACAUUACCGAUGACGGUCUUUUGAAUUUUUCGAAAAUGCGAAUGAUCUCUCAUGUAAUUCGCGAGAUACGGCAUUUCCAGCAAACCCCCUACAAAAUCGAAUUAAUUACUAAGGUAACCAACUAUCUGUUGGACACAUCGCUCCUACUGAACGAAAAAGACCUGUAUCGCAUGUCCUUGGAGAUCGAACCCAGAACGUCCAAGUUAAGUAAUUCUAGUUUAAUCGGUCUGCCUCCUUCGGUCAGUCAUACGUCUACGAAAUGAAUUUUGUCUCUCGUAAAGCAAUUCAAUUACAUCUUUAUUUUCUAAUGAACGAUAAAGAAAUUCUGAAAUUUCGAAAGGGUUAACUCUCUGUUGCAAGCGAUCGAUCCUUGAAGGACGAUCGCAAAUGCGACUCGUCGCGUUUUUCACAGCCCCGUCCAUUAUUUCUGUCCAUUUCCGCUUAUAACGUAACGUUCGACGUCCAUUUCUGUUGUCAUUUGUAUUUUACGUUUUACAAGAUAUAUGCGUAAGCAUUAGAUAAGUAAGCUUAACAAUGAUCUCAUCGUCGCACAGAAUCGGCCUCUUUAUUCGCGGAUGGAAUCUUAUCAGAAUUGUUAGUAGGCGUAACAAUUGCAACAUAACAAAACUGAUUAGGUUUCGACGAAAUAUUCUAUGUUACUAGAAUUGUUCCCUUUUCCAUCUUUUAAUUAUUCUAAUGCUGUUUUUAAGUUUUUAAGAGAGAAAGAGUCUCUCUGUCGUAAUCCAAAGUUGCAUGGGAGGAUACUGAACAAGAAAAUCGUAGAUUUUAGUAAGAACAUUUAGUAGUAAUAAAAUGUAAUAAUAGUACGAGUAUAGAAAUUCCAGAAGAUUGAAUACGGCGGUGUGGCUGUAAAAUCUACUGAUGAUAACAGUACAAGAAUAGUAACGAACGAUGAAAGAGACUUUCUUAUAAUAACAUGAUUAUAAUUAAUGUUCUCUCUUUCUCUCUCUCUUCUCUCUCUCUCUCUCUCCGUGUUGUUGAUCCACGAGUAAGUAAUUCAAAGCGCUCAGAAAUGUGAUCAAUCCGCUAUAUAACGCAUAUUUCGAAGAAUAUCCCCAUUUUUUACAAUAUAGAAGUUGUGUCGUUGACACCGAUAAAAUAAUCUCGGCAAAAGCAACAAAAAGCUAUCACUGAUUUUAGUUUAAUCCAGUUCAAUCGAGCCAGUAUUAUUACGCGAGGCGUACAUAAGCAGUUCAAAUGAGUACCUUUAAGAAAACAGACGAGAAGCGUGAGAAGCGAAUGGGAUUGUAUUUUGACAAUCAAUAGCAUAAAGAUAUCGCUGUGUUUUCCGUUUCUAAUUCUAAUUGUCGCUACGAGUAUCAAAACAAACAAAAAAAACUCACAAGUUAGUCAAGCAUCUUUGAAACCAUUUUUACGAUCAUCUCAAUUAUUAUUUUCGAAAAACAAUUCUAUAUUUUAUUAAUUAUUAUAUUAUAUAAUCUCAUUUUUAUUAAUCAAAAUUCGCAUUAUCAAUAUUUCAUAAUAUUCAUUUUUCGGUUAUAUAUUUCAACUUUGUAAGCAUUAUCGUUAAACUAAUAUUUAUAAAUGCAUCUUUAAAACUACAAGAAUUUCCUCUGUUUGCCAGACGAGGUUAAAGUCUUGUAUACACAGAGGGGGGGUACACACAUAUCAACUAUUUAAUAUAAUUCGAAAUCAAUGUCUCUCUCGCUCGCCUUUAUAUUUUUAUUCGAUAUAUAUAUAUAGCAAAGUACGACCAGGUAGUCUGGAAAGAAAACUGGCAUUCUCUCCGUGAAGGUGCAUUAAAAGAAGGAGGCGAGAAAUCUUAAGCGCAAAAAAAUUUAUAUACAUAUAUUAUAUUGUAUAUAUAUAUAUACACAUCUCUCUACAUUUUUAACUUUACGUUUAUUAAAAGACUUUGGAUGCGUUUCUGCAUCUCUCUCAGCAUAUUUGACAUUCCCGUAAUGCGAGAUGUAUACGAUCCGAUCUGAGCCCGAAUAUAGAAACCAUAUGUCGCGUGCGGACCACACACUUAUAAUUAAGUGCAUGAUGAAAGGUUUUCUUCGAAGUGCCGCUCUUUGAAAAAGCAAUGAGCAAAAUCCCAACCGCUCGCAUUUACAUCUCCAACGUGCAAGUAGUGCAAGUAGAUUUUGAGGCGACAUGCCAUGCGGAUUGAUGUUAGAACAUAUGUACGGCGCGUGUGUAAACAACCAGGGUUUAUUCUCAAAGCAUUCGGAAUAAAUCGUGCAGUAUGAUAUGGCGGUUGGGUGUCUUAUUCAUCGAAAUGAUAAAACUCGAUACUUAUGUCUUUUCGCGAUUCCUUAUAUCAUUGCCUUUACGCCUGCGCCGCUCGAGGACGACAUGCGACCAAUUAAUUGUAAAUAUAUCGAACUUCCCCUCUCGUUACUCUUAUCAAAUUAUCGUUAAAAGUCGAUGCGACUAUAAUCUCCGGGUGUGAUCCGCAGAUCAUGUGUGCAUCUUAUGUUUCCGGAAAAUAUCGCUUAUGGUUUGCACACUCAUUCUCAUUUUUCAGUGUAUGUGAUACUAUUAUCUAUUAUAGACGUAGAAUACCCGAAAACGAGAGUAAUUCUCAAUUUGCAUGAUUAAUCCAUCCCUUAAUAAUUUCGCGCUAAAUUAGAUUGACUAAUAUAAAUUUAAAUAAAAUAAUAUUUUUCUUUUAUCGCAAUAUUCUUAGAUUGUUAAAUAGUCUAAGAACGGGUUAAUCGUGCGAAUUGCGACUUACUUACAGAAUCCAUCAAUGUUUUAACUGACGUAAUUAAACGCAUGUUGCGCAAGCAACGUUAAACGUUCGUUGUAACAGCGAAAAUUAUUCCAGAAUCUUGUGUUCAUGUGUAGAUUCUUUUGAUAACUACAAAGCGUCCAAUGAGGAGACAUGUAUUCCCUAUUGAAAGUUCAAAGGUACGGUAGGAAGAAGAGAAAGGUAGAGAAACAGAAUUCGCGAAUCCGAAUGUUUGCGGAUAAUUUUACAAUUAGACGGAGCAUAUCACUGUCACAAUCAAUAUCGUAAUAAUUAUUAAUGCCCUUUAGGAUCCAAGUAUUUCUGCGUGUAUUCGCUCAAGCGAUUAUAAAUUUCGAGAUGCAUGUGAUACUUUUCGAUACAGAUCGAUGGCUCUCUCUGAUCUCAUUCGAUCAUAAAAUCACAUUUAAAAUGCAUUAUGGAAAAAUUCGUGCAAUUUAAAUUAUUUCACGUAAUUAUAUGUUUCGGGACGAGUUUCUUCGAAUUUAUAUGCUUAUAACUAUAUAAAUUCGAAAAAUACCUGGCUCUUCAAAACUCAUCGUUCUUUCGACAUGACAUCGAUAUAACAUAAUUAUAUUUGAAAUAUUAAAAUUUGCAAUUCACAUUCUCGCGAUUUUAUCCCGACCGCGCAUUGUCGCUGUCCUCUCUGUGAUUUUAAUGCCAGUUCCUCUUACGACUGCUUUCUUGCAUCGUCGCGAACGAUCCAAGCCAAGAGUGAGGAACGCAAAGCCCCUUCUACUGAACAAAAUGGCCCGUAGAACGGAUAUAUCUACAGCAGUCAUAUUAUGGUUCAGUAAAAUAAAAAUAUUAGAGACGGAUGUUAGUGAUUUUUAAUAUAUGAAUUAUAAUAACUAAUUACAUUUUUUGUUUACGACAUAUGUUAUAUCUGAAAAAAUUUAAUAAAUUUUUAAAAAUUAUUUUGUUAAAUUAGAGAGAGUUAUUUUAUAUCAAGAGACAGUAAUUUUAAUGAAUUUUUAAAACAAUUUCAAAUUUUAAAUUAGAUUUGUAUUCUAAUUUUAUUGAAUGUUGAUGUAAUUUACAAGAUAGCUUCUAAAAUUAUUGGUCAUUUGAAGAGAUUGUCCAUCUCUUAUCAAAGUCUUGUGCCAAUGUGAGAGAAGAUUACGUGAUAAGUUAGAGUCGACUGGAUCGGCAAUUUUUAUUAGAGCAACUCUAAUUAACAAUUCCAUGUCCUUUUUCAAAUCAUAGUCCGAAUUAUGAUAGCGUUAAAGAACAAAUAUUAAGAUUAUGAAUAGCGUUAGCAGAUGCCAAUGCAACCAACUCUGAGAAGUCUUAUGUUUGAAAGAUCUGUUAAAUUCAGAAUACUUCAACGUGUAUUCGAUUGCCGUAAAUAAUAUCGUAUUGCAUAAUUAUCUAAGCGUUUGCGAGCUAGCAUUUCUCUUUUCUUCGUCUUCUACUUGCUUGCUCGCAAGACAUCACAAAGCUCUAUCGUAUAACAUGGAAGAAUAUUUUCUAAUUCUAGGGUGUGUACAAAGUUAUAAGAUUACGAUCGGCUAACAUUUUCUAUAAAUUGUUAUUAUGACAAUUCUUGGUCAUUCUUCAAAUAUAAUCCAAUUGGCCAUUAUAUACAUGCAACAAUUUAUUCUUUUUUUUCACGAAAUUAUUUCGCGACUUGUUUCGCGAAAUUCUCAUAUAUUAAUGUUAUUAAAAUAUAUAAUUAAAAAAUAUCCUUGUUAUUAUAAAGAAAUUUUUAUGUAACGAUUUAAAAAUAACUUGCUGAUUUAAUUAUCAGAUUACACAUGAUUAAUAUUAUUUAAUUGUAAUUACUAAUGUGUUAUCAUGCAAUUAAACAAACACUUCUUUCUCACACAUCGUUUUUUUUUUUUUUUUUUGUCAAAGUGCCAAGAAAGUUGCUAAUUCUUCUAUUUCGGCAAUCGUGCUCCAAGUACCUUCAAGCAUUCUGAAUGAUCCCUUUGAGAGAUAAAAGUUGCGGAUUUCAUUAGCGCGCUUUCGCACAUACAUAUAUACGUAUUUACGUGGCGUACUGUGACACUCACGUGAGCGCUAUAAUAGAUAUCGAUAUGUGUCACGCACACUUCCUUGUAUAUAAUUCUAGUUACAUAUUGAACAUGCGUUGCACUAGGCAGCCAUUAUUGUUGUUGAUAGAUCUCGCUAUACGGAGGAUGAUGAUUAUCGAUCGACUUGAUUACUAUUAAUGUAAUAAAACACGCAGAUGUAACAUUGCAUUAUCGCAUACAUACAACUAAGAUAUGUCAUUUUAUUGUAUCCAGCUAACGAUGAGAGUGAGAUAUUAAGAUCUCCGUUCUCGGAAUCACAGUGUAAAGACGCGGUACUCACCAGUACCUAUUUAUGAUAAUUUUGUGCCAUUUCAUCGCGUUAAUGAAGCACGCAGCACGAUAUUCUCUUAUCUACCACUGUACUUUUAAGCUAUCGAGAAAUAAGUUAUAAUCAUAAGACAACAGCUUAUCGAAUAGCGUCUUCAUCGAGACUUUCGUUUUAACCAUAAAAAGAUACAGCAGAAUUGACACUCAUAAUUGCCGACAAUUCUCUAGAGUCUGCUUACUUUUCAUGCAGAUGAAAAUUCUCGAAUAAUGAAAUUUCGUUAACCAGUGGCUGAUCCAAACAAAACUCUUGAAUUUUUGUUUCACCGCAAUCUAGUUUUGCGUCGCGAUUUAUAAUGCAAAAAACAACGGUUGAUUCACAUUUGAUGAAAGCUGCUUUACAUAGGAACGGCUAAACGCGUUUAUCUUAUUUGCAUAUAAUUGCAAAAACUACAUUAAUAAUUGAAGGCAUGAUUUGGCGUUGAAAAUAGAAAUUUUGGCUCUUACAAUUCUGCACAAAUAUUCUAAAGAAGACACGCGAGAAAUAUCCGGAUAAAGAAUUGCUUCAAAAUUAUCAAUUUAGAAAACAAAUCGCAGUCUUUGUAAAAUACAAACAUUAAUCUGAACAUAGAAUUAGUCGAGCUAACAAUAAGCAUUAAAGUAAUACGCAAAAAGCAUUUAUUGUACUUUAGUCACACGAUUUAUGAUCUUUCAACUUCCGUAAAUGUAAUUGUCGUUAUAAACACUAGGAUAUAAUCAUUACGACUAAUUGUGGGUACUGUAAGGUACCGUCUUAACCAAAGUUACCUCAUUCCUUAAUAUCGAUGCGGCACUAUAUAUAUAAUUGUUGUUCUUGUGUUGUUAGCUUCUUCUCGAUUAAAAUUAUCUCGCGAUGAGAACUAACCAAUUCGAAUCGCCAAUUGCGAUAGCACACAGUUAAAAUGUUUUACAAAUAUAUUAUUCAUAUCUUUUAAUACGCGAUAAGAUCUAUAUUUUCUUUCGCAAGACUCUAAAAAGGUAAAAGAAUUUACUCAUCGAUAAACGUAAGCGUAAUACAGAAGAGAAUAAGACUUAUGACAAUUUUCCACAAUGAUUUUUCUAUUAUGCACAAAUUGAUGAUGGAAAUGCAAACGCAAAGUCGAGUACAUUAAUCUUACAGAAAUCUCUUAAUUUUGCUAUUUCACCAAAAAUAUUUUAAUUAUUAAUAAUAAUAUUCAGCAAUUUGUUUAAAAUUCUUUGUAAUCAAUUAAAAAGUUAUUUUUUAGAGAUAUCUCUUAAAGAUAUUUUUUAGAAAACUUUGAGAAAUCACGCAUCCUCGCACACGCGAAUAAAACCGUGAGUCUUGAAACACUCUGUAUUAUGUGCACAUAUAUACCUUGUAGGAUUCUUUUUUUGUUUAUUUCCGAUUGUACGGGUUAAGUGCUUAGGAAAGCUUAGAGAGAUUCACGAUAGAAAGGAUUUUCGGUAGGGAAAUACCGCAAGAGUAAAAAGUUUUCUCCUUUUAUUUUUUGAGUAGCACUUAAAGUAGAUGCGCACGAGUAUUGUUAAAAGAGAAAACGUAGGACUUUAAAAUCCGUGAUUCCCCUUGUUUUCCCAUUUUAAAGCUUUCUAGUCAUAACUUCUUAAAAAAACAUCUUGAUAUCUGCGGUAUUUCACUUUGCAAACUUUCUUACUUUUCUUGAUAUUCCAACGAUAUAAUUAAACAAUAGAUACAAAUUAUUUUAAAAAAUAUAUUUAAUAAGAUAAAAAGUUUUUCCUGGAAAUUUAUAUUUACUUUUUUUAAAGAGAAAAUAGUAAUUACUUGAGAUCUUCUGAUUUCCCUCCGCAAAGUUUCAAAUUCUUGGACAUUCAAAAGCAAAAGAUUAAAAAUACAAUUUAAAUUUUUACACUUUUAAUAGCUCGAAUUUUUCUUUUCUGUUUUUCUUGCGCGCGACUGUGCGAAUUUAUUUCCGAUUCUCCUAAUUGAAAUCUUUAUAUAGAAGAAUGCUUGGUUUCUCUUUUCUGAUUAACAAUUAUCGCUAAUCUGUUGAAGAAAAUAUCGUCAUUAUCGUGUAAGUGGCUAUGUAAAGUGAGCGUGUAUGGAUAAAAUUGCGUGUUGACGUGUAUUUGUAAGUGUGCAAUGUGAUGUUCCUUUGACUAAAGUAAGCCGAAUACUAAUCGAUCACAAAUCAUCAGCUGGUUGUGAGUAAAUGUUAACUAAGUAUCAGUCAUACUAAUGUAGAGAUUCAAGUGCGCGGCGAUGACUGUUGAAUAAGCUUGAUUUUUGCAAAUGUAGAUUAUGCUAAUUAUUAUAACUCUUCAAGAUGAUCUGUCGAUGAGUGUUUGCUCUUAAAUAUUGUACAUAAGUCUCUCGACAUUUUAUGUAGUUAAAGCCAGAUUAUGUAUUGAACUUUACACGAAAUAUCGUAUGAAACAAAAUUGUAAAAAAAAAAAAAUCAAUUUUGCGCAACAGCAACGUUCGCCACUUCCUCAAUACCUUUUUGACAUAUAGUGUAAGUAAUUAUUAUAAUGACUAUAUUAUUGCUAAUCUUGUUCGGACAGAAUCAAAAAGUCAUUAUUAAAUCAAAGAAGAAAAUAACAAUAUCAUAAAUAGCACGAAAGUUGAAACCUUAGCUGUUAUAAAUAUAAUAUAAUAAAUAAAAACUAAAAUAUAUAAAAAUAUAUGUAAUAUAUAUACAUAUUAUAUAUUAUAUAUAUGUAUAUAUAUAAAAUUUCGCUGUUGUCUUUAAUUCUCAAUCAGGAUUUUAAUGUUGUACAUGUUUAUAAGCCAUUGAUAAGCUAAAUAGUUGAUAAUUUCGUUGUUCACAAGAAAGAGAGAGAGUAAAAAGGAAGGCUAAUCUCUAUUCUUGAAUAUUAUACAGUAAUCGUUAAAGCUGUCCAUUGUCUAUCAAAUAUUUUAUAUCUUCGAUCUGUAUACAUUAAAUAGAAAAUAUUCUUCUGU